CCGGGUCUCUUACUGGAAAGUUUUCUCCCAGCCUUUCCCGAGGCCUGCUGCCGCUGUGAACAGAUUGCUCUGUUUCCUAGGAUACCUUCGUCUUUCUCCAAAACUUUAUUAGUCGUUAGAUCCUUCUACAGAUUCCUCGCACUGACCUGCAAGACUUCUGGGCACAGACCUGCUUUCACAGUUUCUCAUGUCCUUCCAGUGGGUUAAAGGUCCCCAAAUCAUAUCUUCAAACUUAGAUUUUGUAGAUAACAGCUGCCCAAAGAGGAGAUGAUCUUUCACAGUUCCAAUUCCAUCUUCCUAAGGAAAGUUCAUUUUGGGUGCUUUAUUCCUGAAAAUGAUACUUGAUAUGGCAAUAGCUCCUGGAGAGGUGACCACUUCUCUCAUAAUUUUGGUGAUGGUUUUUAUUUUUGUGAGAGUACUUGGGAGUAAGGGGAGAAAGCAGGUGUCUCCUCCUGGCCCAUGGUCCUUCCCCAUCAUAGGAAAUCUUCUUCAGCUUGGAGACCAUCCUUACCUUACAUUCAUAGAGAUGAGGAAGAAAUAUGGAGAUGUUUUUCUCAUCAAACUUGGCAUGGUGCCUGUCCUGGUGGUGAAUGGAAUGGAAAUGGUGAAGCAAGUACUACUCAAGAAUGGAGAGCAUUUUGCAGGCAGACCUAACAUGCACACAUUUUCUUUCCUGGCAGAAGGAAAGAGUCUUUCAUUUUCUGUCAAUUAUGGUGAGAGUUGGAAGCUUCAUAAGAAAAUCGCCUCUAAUGCUUUACGAACUUUCUCUAAAGCAGAAGCAAAAUCCUCCACCUGCUCUUGCUUACUUGAGGAACAUGUCACCGAGGAAGCUGCUGAGCUGGUUAAAGUCUUUGCAGAGCUGACUUCUAAGAAUGGCAGCUUUGAUCCCAGAAAUGCCAUCACGUGUGCAGUAGCCAACAUUGUCUGUGCCCUUUGCUUUGGCAAGAGAUAUGACCAUGGCGACAAGGAGUUUCUUAGGAUAGUUAAAACUAAUGACGACUUACUCAAGGCCUCAAGUGCAGCUAAUCCUGCCGACUUCAUACCAUGUUUUCGCUGCCUUCCACUGAAGAUUAUAAAUGCUCCUCGAGAGUUUUAUCGGGCCUUCAAUCAGUUUGUGGCACGACAUGUACAAGAUCAUCUUACUACAUAUGAUAAGGACCAUAUGCGAGACAUUACUGAUGCUCUGAUUAGUACAUGCCACAACAAAUAUGCCACUACCAAAACGGCCACUUUAAAUGAUGAUGAAAUCAUAAGCACUGUGAAUGACGUCUUCGGAGCUGGUUUUGAAACUGUAUCAACUUGUUUGUAUUGGAGUUUUCUUUAUUUGGUAUUCUAUCCAGAAAUUCAAACCAGAAUUCAAGAAGAAAUUGAUGGAAACAUUGGGCUUAAAUCACCCAGAUUUGAAGACAGGAAAGUUUUGCCCUACACAGAAGCUUUCAUAAAUGAAAUAUUCAGACAUGCCUCCUUUAUCCCUUUUACUAUUCCACAUUGCACCACAGCAGACACUACCCUGAAUGGUUAUUUUAUUCCCAGGAAAACAUGCACCUUUAUUAACAUGUAUCAAGUAAAUCAUGAUGAAACUAUCUGGGAUAAUCCUAGUUUAUUUAGUCCUGAGAGAUUCCUAAAUGAAAACAAGGAACUGAAUAAAAGUCUUGUUGACAAGGUCCUGAUAUUUGGAAUGGGAAUCCGGAAAUGUCUUGGAGAAGAUAUUGCAAGAAAUGAGGUAUUCAUUUUCAUCGUCACAGUUCUGCAACAGCUCAAGCUGGAAAAAUGCCCUGGUGCCAAGAUGGACCUGAAGCCCACAUAUGGCUUGGCCAUGAAGCCCACGCCCUACCAGCUCCGAGCAGAGCCCCGCUCCGAGGCUGGCACGUCUUAGGUUCUCAGCUGGAGGCGGGUUUCUGGUUUAAGUCAGAAAAAUUGUGUGAUUCAAAUUCAUUUAAUAAACAACUUAAAGAUUGUACCCAAAGCCAUGCUAUUAGUUCAAUUCUUUGUCUAUCAUCCUAAUAUAGGAAGUGUCUUUUUAAAGUAUGUGGUAUAGCCUCAGUUCUAAUAUGAGAGAUCGUCUCAUAAGGAUAUUUUAAGAUAAUAAUAAAGUGUGAUGUAAUUCAGGGAUUGUGACCCUAUGUCUCAUGUGGUGGGGUCCCAGGUGUCACAGUGAAUGUGAAAGGAACAGAAAGAUAUGUGGUGGAUUGAACAAAUAGGUAAGGAGGUUCUGUCUACCUUCCUUUACGCCAAUUUCAAAUGGACAGGUAUACUAACAUUGGUUUUAAAGAUAGAGUUCAGAAUGAGAACAAGGUUCUGAUGUUAAAUAUAUAUUUUUUCCAGUAGUCUGGGAAAUUGGUGCUCAAGAUUUCCAGAGAAGGGAGCAAGAGUGGCCUAGAAGAGCAGAGAACAUUUCAGUGGUAAUUGAUUAGCUGAGCUGGUUUUAGAGAAGCAGAGAAAAAGACAUGAGGGGGAAUGUCUUCAAAAUCCAUUCUUAUAUUGGCUCUUACAUUUUCUGUAUUAAGAAUUUAACGUCAGGGCAAGGUGGUGUUUUCACAAUGCUACCAAUUGCUUUUGAUACCUAUUAAAUGUGUACAUGUGUAUUAGCCUGCCAGGGCUGCCAUAACAAAAUACCACAGUCCGGGUGGCUUGAAUAACAGAAAUUUAUUUUCCCGAGAUCAGGGUGUCCGCAGGGCUGGUUUCUCCAAAGGCCUCUCCUCCUUUGUAAGAUUGUCGUCUUCUCAUCAGGUCCCAACAUGGUCUUUUCUUUGUGUGCACACACCCCUUGUGUCUCUCCUUUAUCUCAUAAGGACACCAGUCAUAUUAUAUUGAACCUCAUCCUACUGGCCUCAUUGUAAGUUAACUCUUUAAAGACCUAACCUUCAAUGAAAUACGAUUUCACUCUGAGGUACUGCGGGUUAGUACUUCCACAUGAAUUUUGGGCAUGGGAGAGGGGCACAAUAUAGCCCAG
Messenger RNA from Phyllostomus discolor (pale spear-nosed bat), 2953 nucleotides. Its product is annotated as cytochrome P450 1A1-like. The coding region runs from base 335 to 1876 and encodes 513 amino acids. Gene Ontology annotation, molecular function: oxidoreductase activity, acting on paired donors, with incorporation or reduction of molecular oxygen, reduced flavin or flavoprotein as one donor, and incorporation of one atom of oxygen; heme binding; iron ion binding. The transcript has 8 exons. Lineage: Eukaryota; Metazoa; Chordata; Mammalia; Chiroptera; Phyllostomidae. The record is from RefSeq and is a predicted model, not a curated record. Gene Ontology annotation, biological process: progesterone metabolic process; hormone biosynthetic process.